AUGGCGAUGGCCGCGUCACAACCUGAAGGCUCGAGCCUUCCCAGCAUCUCCACUCUCUUGGAAAAUAUCACAGGCACUCUGAACACCGUCGGCUCGUCACUGCCCAAAGCGACCCGCGAUCAGCCCUCCGACGUUUCGAUUGAACCGCCGCAAGAUGGCAUCUCGCUGUUGGACACCAAAUCCGAAUUACUCCUUUCCUACAUUCACAACAUCGUCUUCCUCAUGAUCCAUGAACUACGUGGACUCUCCGCGACCAAGAGUGACGGUGCCGAGGCCGAUCCCUCGUUGCGCGAGGACAUUGUGAAAAAGCUUGUCGAGCUACGUAUCUACCUGGAUCGCGGCGCGCGACCAUUGGAGGGACGGUUGAAGUACCAAGUCGACAAGGUGGUCAAGGCUGCAGAGGACGCCGAACGGGCCGACCAGGCAUCCACCAAGGCCAAGGGCGCGAAAGCAGCGCACGGCAGCGACGAUGACGACGGCUCCAGCGACAGCGAAGAGAGCGAAGGAGACGAGGAUAUUGACGAAAUGGCAUACCGACCCAAUGUGUCCGCCUUCGCCAAGAAAUUCGAGCCCACAGGAAAAGCCGACAGGUCGGCCAACAGAGAAACUACCGACGACGGCAUCUACCGCCCGCCGAGGAUCAUGCCGACGUCACUCCCCACCACCGAAUCCAGAGAGCGCAAGGAGCGCGGGCCCCGGAAAUCGAACGUUAUCGACGAGUUCGUCACCGCGGAGAUGUCGUCCGCUCCGAUGGCCGAGCCCAGUAUUGGCAGUACUAUCACGCAUGGUGGAAGACACACGAAAUCCAAGAAGGAGAGGGAAUACGAGGCCGAGCGGACUGCUUAUGAGGAAACCAACUUCACCCGUCUCUUGGGUGAGAGCAAGAAGGAGAAGGCCAAGAAGGGCGGCCAACGCGGCCCCCAGGGCACGUUUGGUGGUGAAGAAUGGAGAGGCCUCACGGAGGGUGCCGAUCGCAUUUCCCGGCUCACGCGCAGGGCCAAGGGAAGCGGCGGCGCUUUGGACCGAAGCCGGAAACGAAAGACCACGGAUGAUGGACCUCGCGACGACGGGGCUGGCGUGGGUCAUAUCUUUGAGAAGCGACGGAAGAAGGUGGAUAGCUGGAAGCGGUAG
Molecule: messenger RNA, 1131 nt
Organism: Aspergillus affinis
Lineage: Eukaryota; Fungi; Ascomycota; Eurotiomycetes; Eurotiales; Aspergillaceae
Gene: lcp5
Product: small subunit rRNA maturation protein LCP5
Exons: 1
Coding region: 1-1131 (376 amino acids)
Biological process (GO): maturation of SSU-rRNA from tricistronic rRNA transcript (SSU-rRNA, 5.8S rRNA, LSU-rRNA)
Cellular component (GO): nucleolus; small-subunit processome
Source: RefSeq, a predicted model, not a curated record